Molecule: messenger RNA, 1252 nt
Organism: Dioscorea cayenensis subsp. rotundata (Guinea yam)
Lineage: Eukaryota; Viridiplantae; Streptophyta; Magnoliopsida; Dioscoreales; Dioscoreaceae
Exons: 2
Coding region: 819-1229 (136 amino acids)
Source: RefSeq, a predicted model, not a curated record
GUAUUCUUCAAUAGGUGGAUUACAAGAGCUAAUCCCAAGGCAGAGGACUAUUAAAAGGAAAGAGAAGAGAGCGAAAAAGGUAUUGAAAAAGAGAAAAGAGAGUUUUUAGGCUUGACUGGUGUCUCGGACGAUUCGGUAGAAGGGAAGUGAUUCCCAAUAUUUUCCUAUUUUCUAGUCUAUUUCUUAUGGAUCUAUAGCUCUAUAAGCUUAAUAUUUUCAUUUGGUGCUUGUUUGCAAUUUGAUCUCUUGUUCUAUUUCUUAAUUAUAAACUUGAGUAUGGAUGGGUGUUUAGAUAAUGGAUUUGCUAUUUUGUUUGUUGUUUACUAAUUGAACAGCUUGAUUUGUGGAAGGAUUAGAUUUACUAAAUUCUUCUAUGAAGAUAGUUGGAGAUUGAGAAAUCUUGUAGUGAAUUCAUGGUUCAAUUAAUUACAGCUUAAUUGAUCUGGAAUUCAUUAAAUUUUGGUGCUUUCAUUGAGAGAAAAUCCCUCCAUGGCUGAAUCAGUGGAAUUGUAAGAUCUAGAAGCUAAGAUCAACACACUCUAUGCAAGGGUCCAUGCAAGGUGGGUCCAAGAUGAAGAAAGAUGAGUCUAAGACGAAGAUAGACUCAUGAUGUCCAAGUCAGUACAGUUGCUUGUUUCCCAUCUCAGUGUCUAAAUUCGCCCAUCAACUGUUCGAUGAAAUUCCCCACUGAGCAGAUUGACGUGGUGAAGGGUGAUGAGCAGCAGGAAUCAACCUAUUUUGACAAAAUAAAUACUUCAUUGAAGACAAGCUAUGGGCUCAACCAGAAUCACUGUGAUCCUGUUCUUGUUAUUUAGACAAUGUUCGAUGAGGUGUACUAUAGCAUGUCUAUCUUGCAGCUUGAUGAAUUUGUUGCUGAAUCUAUAACUCCUAUUACUAAAAUUGAUGUUGUAAACUUGAAGGCAGCAUAUGAGAUGUUACCAGAUGCCAUCGGCCAGACUCGGCUAAAUGCAAGCAUUGGGGAUGAAUUUGCCAGUCAUAUUCUCUCAAGGGCUGCAGAAACAUUGGAUGCUCUAUCAAACAUCCAAGAGAUCAUCAGGGAUGUUCCAAUCACAAAUACCGCCCAUGAUGAGGCAGAACAUGGUUAUGUGGUGAUUGCAGCUACUGCAAAAGCAUUGAUGGAUAGGUUUAGCCAAUUUGAUUUAUUACUUGAGUCUUAUAGAAUAUGUGUUGUGAUGGAUCAGAGGAAGGUUGUUUAUUGGAACAUCUAGUUUUCAGGAUAUGCUCGUGCCAA